This is a messenger RNA of Bemisia tabaci, 9043 nucleotides long. RefSeq lists its product as uncharacterized. The record is from RefSeq and is a predicted model, not a curated record. Lineage: Eukaryota; Metazoa; Arthropoda; Insecta; Hemiptera; Aleyrodidae. Gene Ontology annotation, molecular function: ubiquitin protein ligase activity. Gene Ontology annotation, biological process: protein ubiquitination.
CUCAUGUAUUUGUUGUGAAUGUGAAUGCGAAUUCAGGUGUUAGUCGGAGGUUAGUGAAAGUAAAAUUUGUGAAAAAUUGUUCUUUCAGAACUAUUGUAGAUUAUGUGCUCUAGGAAUGUCGCAAAUUAUCUCGUAGAAUCGUCCCUCAAAAUGUCGAAAUCUGGUUGAUGGAACGCAUCCUGUGAACUCUACUUCCCCACCUAAAGUGUGCUAUUUUCAAUCUCUUCCUUCUUUUGGUGAACUUUCACAUCAUUUAACUGCUACGUGAUCGAUGGGGCCCGGGCCCUAUUGCACGAAGUCUAAUAUUGGAAAAGUGUUUUAUUUAUAAAUGGACAUCAACUUGUAAGAGACACUAUGCUCCUCUACACACUGUAAGCGAAUAUUCCUACAUCAGUUUGCAAUGAGUCUCCAAAGCAUAUUCUCCCCAAUCUUGGGAGUUAUAUCAGUUUUUCAGAAUGCUCUCUUGCUUACUUUAAAUGUCAGCUAUGGUGUUGGCCAGUUAAUAGUAUCUACGAUUCUGUUCAUUGCAACACAGUUCUACGAACUAUGCUCCAAUCUUCUGAUUGGAAUUAAGGUUAUGAUAGAAGACUUCUGCGUUUUUGCAUUUGAUGUCUUCAACAAAAUCUCAUUUUUUUGCUUUAACCUUCAGUGCUUGCUGGACUCUUUAUUUUCAUGUGCUGUCAGUUGUGCCUUAUUUAUUCAAAAUGCUGCUGUCGGUACGAUUGACCAUCUUGUCUUCAUGGUGCAUGCAAUAGCGAAUUUCAUUUCUGGAAUUUGCUCCAGCAUUACUGCAGGGUUUGAACUAUUCAAACAAGCUCUGAUUCUGAUUGGAACCAGUAUUUGGUCCUCCAUUUUGUUCAUUCCUUACUGCAUUUUAGCCCUUAUCAACUUUAUUCUAACACUGAUCACCUGUGGUGUCAACCAGAUACAUCUGUCCAUUCUAGCCGUUACAGACUGUAUAGUACUGGCUGCCAGCAAUGUCAUUAAUUUCAUAACGGAUAUUCCUAUUGAAUCUUACUUAGGCUUAACCUUUGCAAUUGUUUCGACUUUUUGUUUUGUGAAGUAUCAUGUUUUGAUCCAAAGUUUAAUUGCUUGUUGCUUUCAAUCUUCCUAUGUUUCCUUCUUAAGACUUGUUUCCAAAAUUGCGGUUGGUGUCCAGAGGUUAAAGAUUUUCCUCACUGCAGGCAACAGCCAAAAUGUACCAGAUGAGUUCACAGUUUUCAAAUGGAUUGAAACAUUUCAUGAGAGGUACUUUAGUCUAUCACUCUUUGCCAAGCAGUAUUACGACAAUGAAGAACCGUUGUCGAACGAAGAACUUGUGAAUCGUUUGGCACGAGAGCAGGAACAGCGCCUCUGUGUUGUUUGUCAAGACAAAGGGAAAAAUGUAAUUCUAAUGCCAUGCCGCCAUCUAUGUCUCUGCCAGUCGUGUUGGGACGUCAUCAAGCAUCAAGGAAAGAAAUGCCCCAUUUGCAGACGCUUUGUUCGGAAAGUAAUCAGCGUUUUUUCUUAGUGUACAAAGUGCUUUGUUGUCAAUUUAAAGACAGGGAAACUGCCGUAUCUUGGUCCCAAUCUUGACAUCAUAAACUGAGGGAUUUUUCCCCCUUAAGUGUUUCUUGAAAUAACUAGGCCUUAGUCAACAUGAGAUCUAAAUUCAUUAUCCCAACUGUAUUUCACUUCCUGCGGUCCUAUGGAUAGAACCACUCUGUAGUAGUCAUAUGAAAUCCAUGUAUGAUGGAGAGCUUUUUGGAAAAUUUUAAAGGAAAGUUUAGAUAUCAAGGUCUGACUCUGAGACAACCAUAAAGACCUCUACUUGACCUUUUGUUGCUUUAAGUUUCUAUGAAAGUGUUACGAGAUUCCAAACCCUCAAAUAAUCACUUGAUUUCAGAACAUUCCUUGAAGUUGUGCCACGAUGAUUACUGUUGUUCAAGAUUCAUUUCGCCCAAGGCACGGCAGAUUAUUCAAUGUUAUCAUUUACAUCUGUGUUAAUUAAUCUAUAAGUAAGUGAAGAUACUGGAUUUUAGACUUGGUAAAGUGUUGAUCCCUGUAAUAUUAGGCAAUUAGGACCAGGAAGAGCGCAUGAGUUGUUGUAAGCAUGAUGAUUUUUUCAAUGAACAGUCCAUGGAAUUUUUUAAUACAAAUAUACUAUCCUCUAUUUUCUAUGAAGAAAGAACCAAUCAUGUCCUAAUAAAGAAUUGUGGCUAAAAAUUAAUUGAUGAUUUUUACAAGUCGUUAAAAGUCAGAGGAGGAUUGAUGAAUGUACGGUUUCUUGAAAGAGAAGUGAUAAAAGUAUUUUUUGUGUUUAAGACAUUGAGGGAACAAUUCUUUUACCGGUAUAUUUCUCAGUGAUGUAUACUGGUGUUUGCCAGAUAGCUUUACCAGUGGCGUUUGUGAUCUGGGUAGAUGAGAAAAAACAUGUUUGCCUCAUCGACCAGCUCUUUAGUCUUAACAGUGUGUCAGUGCUAUUUCUUUAAAGCAUCAUUUCAGAGGACUCGGAAUACACUUGAAGCCAAGCUGAAACACUUGUAACUUCAAUACCAUUGAUUGUGUGGCCGUACUGAAAGUACAAAACCUAUUUUAUUGUAAAAAUCCCUCGUCAUGAGCACUUGAUGAGAAUUUUUGUUUCACACCUUAAAGCACAGUUCUAAACACUGUUACUGCUAGAAUCCUAAAUUUGGAAAUUGUCAUCUUAAGUUAUAUUACAGGUAACCGAGACAUGGUGUAGCUUAAAGAUAGUAUUUGUUUCAGUCAUCCAAGUAUCAUUUGUAUUUUAUGUAUCUUUAGCAAGUGGUAAUAAUAAUGUUGACUUGAUUUAAUUUUUAGAUCAGCUCUUGUCAUUGCAAAGGACUACGUACAAAGUACCAAGGAAUUCGGCAUGAGCUAAUUUUUUAAAUUAUUUGAUGUGAUGCUCCUAACACCCCCUGACCACAAUGAGCUUUCUAAAUCAAAAUUUCUAUGUGUCAAAAUUGGGAAAAGGGGGCUGAAAAUUGAAUAUUUUAGCCUUCUUAUGGACAUGCGUUUCCUGAUGAAGGUGUGGAGCUGUCGCUAUGUUUGCUUAAACGCUGCACCUUAUGGAGAAAUUUGAUUCUUCUUGUCUUUCUCAUCUUCCCAGGCUGUUAAGAAAUAAUAGCUUUCUUGGAUUGUCGAUCAGAUGUAGGCACAUUUCUACAAGAUAAUGCAUGUCAAAUUUCUGAAAAGUUCACUUCUUAGCCCUGCUUUCCUUGAGAUUGGCAUAUCGAAAGUUCAAUUUUAAGAGCUCAUCAUAUGUUCUGGAGGCUGUAAGGAACAGCAUCUCAAAUAACAUCGAAAUUGAGUCGCAAGGUUUGGGAGGGCACUUCUCGGUUACACUGCCGGAGAAUCUCUGCCAACGUUUCAUCUUUUAUGAUCAAAACAAAUUUAGAUAAUUUGUUGAAACACUUAUUGAAAAAUCCUAAUAAGUUUACAAUUCUCGCAGCGAGAAAUGUUAAAAAAUUAAUGUCUAAGAUAUAAAUUAGCAGAGGAGAUUCUAAGACAUUGCAACGAAGAUGUGUCUUUUCUGCACACAACACAUCAAUUAAGGCUACUCCGAAUUUCUUGGGAUUCAGCCGUUGUCCUUCAGCUGAGGAGAUUCUGGCCUCUCCUCUUUCCGUGGGUCAAAUAAAUGAAAUUUUUCAAAUCCCUCAAUACUUAAGUCUAAAAUUCAGUUCUUCUCCUUUUUUGUAAAGGAAAUUAAUAUUAGGUAAAGUGUAUUGUUUUAAAUGAAUAUCUCAAUUCAUAAACUUUGGCACAAUCCGUUUUAAAAAAACAUGAAGAUAUUCUCAGCACAAUUUGAGGAGGAAAAUGUGGCAAGUUAAGGUACCGACCAACAGUUUCCUAAUUUCUGCUUACAGGCAUCCUUAGGUAUCAAUUGUUAUCCAUCAAUACAAGCGCUUACAGCGUAUCUAAAUGUGUGUAAAAUUAUGAAUGUACCUAUUUAAAAUUAUGAAUGUUAAUUAGAGUACUUUAACAUAGAGGAGUUAAGACAUUUUUGUAAAUUGUAGAUUCAAUCACAUUACGGAUUAAAUCAUACCUAUGUCCUAACUUACAUUUAUAUCGCAAAAUCUAUUCUGAUAAGAGCCACUGACAAAAAACUAACUCCUUUUACUCUCAUGCCAAAGACAAAAUAGAUUCCUCAUAAUUUAGAAACUGGAUCUAUUCCUUAAGCCUUCAAAUCUGCAAUUGAUUUAAUGGUACAUAUUUAGAAAAGCUUGAUGACCGAGAAAUCUCAACAUCGAUUUCGUUCACUUAUGACAAUUUCCAGUUCUCAUAAGUUUUUAGGGCCCAGGUUUUUCAAAACAAGUAAAGCUUAACUUGAGGUCUGUUGGAUUGAAAGAAAGUUUUAAAUUAUCUUGGGUCAAAGCCCACGAACGAAUAACGAAACAUUAGUUUUAAAGCACUUGUUUAUCCAUGAACUGGAUUUACUAAGAUUCACGAUACCAUUUGUCAAACAAAUCAGAUAAUGUUUAGUCCUAUUUUUCUAUUCUAUGAACUCAUUCAUUGACCCAAUCAGUUUCCAUUCUGGACAAAUCAAAAAGUUUUGUCUCCCCAGCUCUGCUUUUUGUGGCUUCAAUGAGGCUUUCGCCUGUUGGAAACUUAACGACCUGAUUGAUUUAUUGUCUAAUGAGGCACAGUAAUGCCCUGACUAUCUGAUGCUUCAGUUAUCUGAUGGUCAAAGUUGAGUUUUGGUUUGAAAAUAAGUUACCUAGCUAACACGUCAAAAACCAGUUUUUUAGGCAUGAACCACUUACCUAUGUGGUUUUUCAUGUUUUUUUCAAUGAUAUUACUAUGUUAUAUAAAUACAGUAGGAAAUUGGCCAUGCUUGUGCUUUUUGGUCACAAGCAGAGCCUGAAAUGGCAUUUUCCAGUCUUAUUUUUAGCAUGUUGGAGUUUUUAGCGGUUUCGAUUUUUCGAUAUCUGACAUGACUCUCACCAUAAAUUGUCACAUAAUCGAGGCAUUACUGUACUUUGAUUUGGACCACUCAUUUGUUGCAACUGUGAUUCAAUUAUUUUAAUCUACCUAUCUUACAUAUAAUUCUUCUUUUCCCCUCGUAACCAUUUAACAUUUCUGUUGCUCUUUCCUAUAAGACAUUUUCUCAGCAUUUCCUAAAUGAUUAGUUCCAAAAGUAGGUACCUAUUUUUGAAGUUUAUAUUUUUCAUUUUGCUUUUAUCUCUUAAUAAUCAUUUUUUCAGCUAACAUUCUUAACCUCAUCUCUUCUCAAGGAGUUAAAUAUUCUCAACUUUCUUUUUUGUAAAAUUUUUAGUUUUAGGUAAAAUAUUUCACAUAUCACUCAUCAUUUCUAUUAUUACCAAAUUUGUCUCUUUUUUUCAGAAAGAAUCUAUGAGUUCGCUGUGUUUUGUACCUAUAAUUUUUGAAAGUUUUGUUCUACUUUUGACUCUCUUGUUUGUGAAUUGUAUAUGUUUUUAAUUGAAUCUAUUUCAAUAAAAACCAUUCCGUGCUAGUGGCAGCUACCAGCACAGAAAUCAUUUGGUUCUCUGAUAAAUGCAAGAGUGUACCCAAAAGUACUGUAAUCACCCUGUGGUGAGCUUCGGUUUCAAUGUUUAUUUCUCUGCAAUGAGAUGACAAAUAAUAUUUUGUAUAUUUAAGGCGUUAACCGGCACCAAGAAAAUGCUGUACUUUAAAACAUUUUAUGGCAGUUUUUGUUACUAAUUUUGAAACUACUGUACAAAAACAGCAGCAUGCGUCACCUGCAGCGACAACUUGCUCUCGAUAGGUUGACAAUAAAUGUAGCUUUUAGUUUAAAUACCUAAAAGUAGAAAAUGCAAUUAAAUCCAUAGCAAUUCACAAAUCUCACAUCAUUCUUAAGUGUGAAAAGUCCCCUGAUGCACUUUUUUGCAAGCUGAGGAAUUGUUCAUCCAAAAAUACCAAAUUCAUUUUUUUAUGCCAUUAGCUCUCUGUACCUGUAGUUAAAAUGACUCAUUUUUUGCAUCCUAUUUUUUGUUACACAUUUGAACGUUUUUUUUCUCAUUAAACAUCAACAAAGUAAAACUUAGCUUGUAGGCUCUUUAACGAUGCAUCACCAAUUAAUCGUUAUUUCUCUUGUAAAUGUUCAUGUGGUAGAAUUUUAUUCGAUGGAAAGUUUGAUGAAUAAAAAGAGACGAUGAAAAUUGGGCAAACAAUUGCACAUAGCCGUUCGUUCCAUAACAUACUAUCUGUUGCUCAGAGUGUAGGAGGCUUUAAGGAUGUUGUGGUCCUUUGAAGGAAAUUCCUACUCAUGCCUGAUGAAUUUGAGAAGUACGAGUGUGAGCAGAUCAAGUUAAUUCCUUUAGAUGCACAAGAGUUUUAGGGCAACAAAUUAAGAUUGUCAGUUCUCAUUUUUUUAAAUCUUUGUCGAGUCUCUUUGACUGUCAAUUAGCCUUCUUUUUAGAGAUUUUUGUUACCUGCUCAGUCUCUUUUCCUCUGUUUUGGGAAUACUCAGUGCAUUCAAUUGAUGAGCCAACUAUUGGGCCCCUUUGUAAGAGAGGGUAUCUUAAUGAACAAACCAUGAAGAUAUUGUUGCCGGUGAUUAAUUUGAAUUAAGUAUGUAUUUUAUAUUAAAUAGGAACAAAAUUUUCUUGAGCAGUUCAAAGAAACCCUCCUUGUCAAGUCUUGUUUCGAAAUUGUCUAAGUGAUCUAAAUUCUUAGCCCAAAAGUGAAAGAGAUUCUUGCAUCUUUCUUAGGGCAGAAAGUCGUUUCACAAAUACAGUUUGGAAAAUGGGACUUUCAACAGUUCAAUGUUUUACUAAAAUUAAGCAUUAGUUCAGUUGAAUUAUUUCCUAUUCUCACCAUUCUCUCCUUAGUUCUGAACCUUGUAAUUUGCAAAGAAUCUAAAAUGAAAGUAAAAAACCACAAGUAAAUCCGUGAAUGCCCACUCUUGGGUACUCGGAUAAGUAUCUGAUUAAUAACUUACAUAGGGGCCUUCACCAAUCCUGAUUUUUGUAAAUACAUUUAAGGAGAAUCUAGUCUUAUUUUUUAAAUAAAACAAUAUUUUUUAUCUCUGACUUGUUAUAUGCAGUUUGCAUGCACAGAAAUACUAGUAUCUACGUGAGAUGUUGAUAGAAGCCACUUCUAGUUUUUACCUGAUUAUUCGAGAAAAUUUUAGGUUUGAAUUGUGCGAACAAACGGAAAGCACUUUGCAUUAAGUAUUUCCAGAUCUUGACUUGGAUUGGAAAAAUAUCGUCCUAACACCUUGACUUUGCCUAGUAUUUGGUGACUGAAUGUCGAUUCUAUGUAUCCUGAUCUAAAAUUUACCCGCAAAUUUUAAAACCUGUAAUUUUCCAUGACUCUUGUGACUCUCCUCCAAAAUAUACAUUCAUUUGUGGCAGUCCAUGAUGGGGAGGUAACCAUGAUAUUAUCCCAAUUUUACAAUUUUUGUAAUCGUAAUUUCCCUAUUGUGUCAAAGAAAAAUUCCCAUUUUCAUUUGAUGGUGAUCAGAGAUGUAAGCAUGCAGAUGCAUUUUUCAAUUUUUUAAAAAUGCAGACUUGAUCAGUACUAGGACCGAAAGUUACAGCAAUUUCACUCAUCAUUCCAUUUUUUAUUACAUCAGAAAAUUUAGACAUUUUCAAACCAAUGAGUCAAAAAUUUACAAAAUGACAUUUGAAGUCGAAAUCCUUUUGAAACAAACUGUCUAUAAGGUGGAAAAUUCUAGAUUUUCUUUUAAAACCCUGCUCAGGUAUCAAAGCGUCACUCUUGGAAAUAGGAUCUUGUCAUAUUGUUAGCUGUGCAAUCUUCACAUGUGUGAACCCUUAAUCAGAUAUGGACGGUCAAACUCUCAAAACAUGUGUCUCGUUUACAAUGUUUUAAAAUCUCAGCUCUUAUUUUAUCUUUCUACAAGUGAAAAAAAAUCAACGACAUAUUCUGUGAAGUUUUGUCGGAAUUUCCCUCGCAUAGGAAAGAAAAUUCUCAGCUGUUUUUAAGAAUCGCUAUUGAUUAGUUUUUCAUUUAAAAAACAAAGCAUUACAAGAAGUCUGCAACGUUGUAAACCGACAUACAUGGUUUGAGAGUUUCACCCUUUUUAUCUGCAUGGGUAGAUAGAUACCUAUCAGUUAAAGUGUAUACACAAGCCGAUAAAAAGUUCUACUUUCUCGAAAAAGGGCCCAUUUUUGCAUGAAGAUGUAAUUGGAUUAUUCAUCUUUGACUGCUCCUCAAGUCAUGGUAGAUUGUAAUGAGCCUGCUUAUAUUGUAAUGAAAUGGACGAGUUUUAUCUGCUCAUGGACUCUGAAACCAAUGAGGAGCGAAGAGAUAAAAUAGGCUAGUUUAAAUUAAAUAAAAAAGGCUCUUACCACUCAGGAGCUCACGGAUUACCAUCCUAAUAUCAUCCGCACAACUCCAAAUGAAAAAUAAUGAAUAAUCCUACGAAGUGAACUGGGUCCGAAUUUUGUAGGCAGGUUUGCCGUUGACUGCAAGUUGGAGGAAGUCACAGAAGUCUGUUAUUCGAUCGCUGAGCCAUGGUCUGCGCCUUUGAGAAACUAAGGAUACGGCUCAAGGCUGAUGUAAGAGAAGAUUAACUUGCGUACAAUUUGAGUGUAGAAUAUGAUUGUUUUGACUUAGGACUUACAGUUGAAUUUAGAAGUUAGGUUUCGCAACUUGUGGUCGACCACAGCUGACAAAAUUCAGGCCCUGAGCUCCAAAUUCUUGUUUGUCAUUAUUUUUUUUCUGUCAAUUAAAAAGUAACAUGUUAUGUUGAUUCAUGUCACUGAGUGAUUCAAUAAGCUCUCAGCAUAUCAGUCCGACAGGCUAUCUUCACCAUUUGUAUGGGGAGUAUUUCCCGACCGUAGAAUAGGUUUUCCUUUCACUGUAAGGUGUAGAAGUCCCUCUUUCUUUCAACCGAUGAACUAAUUCCUUUGUCUCUCUUCAGCCGUAUUUGAAGUCUGACUAAAAAACUCUGUGUUCAUGUUUUUUCUGCAUUGUGAUAAUUCCUAAUAAUGCUUUAAUGCUAAUUCUCAUUGUUGUAAAUAUUUGUGUACUGUAAUUAAUAUAAAUUGUAAGUCAAAAUAUGCUGACACUAAAAAUAAACUAUUUUUUAAAAAAU